AUGGCUACCUCUACCUAUUUUACAGCGCCUUCUGGAAAUACAAUACAUUAUCUCCAGUCAGGAACAUCCUCCGGCCCCCUUCUAGUUUGCCUCCAUGGUCUUGGUGGCUCAAGCGAAACCUUCAUUUCGAUCCUCUCGACAAUCCCGAAAUCGUUCAACGCCGUCCUUGUUGACUUCCCAGGCUUCGGCAAGUCGCCCCUCAACCAGAAUUUGAAACCGGUGACCGUUGCUGGGACUGUUUCCGACAUACACAGCCUCAUAUCAUCUAUCCGAGAUAGCGCUGGCACGUCAAACUCGGACAAGAUUACCUUCAUCGGGCAUUCUUUUGGUGCGAUUGUUGCUCUCCACUACGCCGCCGAGUAUUCCGAUGUAGUUGCUGGUCUUGCACUCCUUGGGCCAGGACGAGCAGCUGGCCAUAUCCCUGCUGUGAGGCAGCGCAUGCUAGAACUAGCAAGCAACGUAAGGAAGACGGGCAUAGACUUUGUGGCUGAUAUUGCAACUCAGUCAAACUUCUAUGUGGAUACUCCGGAACGAUCUGCCGAGCCAUCUGCAAGAGAAAGUGUGCGAAAGGCCGUCGCUGCCUCUGAGCCCGAGGGCUACGCUCAGACCUGCGAAGCUUUGGUUGACUUGGACCAUACGGACCCUGAUUAUGGGAACAUCAGAUGUCCAACAGUCUUCGUGGUUGGAGAUAAAGAUGUGAUCAGCCCAGUAGGCCGAUCUGAGGAACUCAGUAAGCUGGUGGGCGGUGAAAGCUGGGUAGUGACUGUUAAGAGCGGGCAUCAGCAGAUAUUGGAAGACCCGAAGGGUGUCGAGGAGGCUUUGAUGCAACUUUUUCCGAAGCUUGUAAAUCCUGCAUAA
This is a messenger RNA of Colletotrichum spaethianum, 858 nucleotides long. Its product is annotated as monoacylglycerol lipase ABHD6. The record is from RefSeq and is a predicted model, not a curated record. The coding region runs from base 1 to 858 and encodes 285 amino acids. Lineage: Eukaryota; Fungi; Ascomycota; Sordariomycetes; Glomerellales; Glomerellaceae. The transcript has a single exon. Gene Ontology annotation, molecular function: catalytic activity.